AUGUCUGCACAACCACAUUAUUCGUCGCCCUACAAAAACAAUACACCAUCCGGUGAUGUAAAUAACAACAACUAUCAUACACCUACAAAACCUUCCCAGCCCUUUAACGGAACAUCACCUCAAACUAUUUACUUGAGUCCAAGCUAUUCGAAUUAUUCGACUAAUCCUUCAAUACUAGUUUCGGCUAGUCCUGUCAGUAAUCUACAACCCUAUGACUUGAAUCAACAACCAAUCACCUUAAAUAUUUCUUAUGAUGAUGAUCCAUUCAAUGAUGAAUUACCAACACAAUAUAGUCUUUCAUCGAUGGUUCCGCAUAAUCCUUCACUGUCGAAUAGAUCUAGUACAAACUCAAAUCAAAGAUCUACAUCAAGAUUAAGCACCGGAGCUCAAUCGAAUAGUAGACCACAAUCACCUCCUCCCCCAUCAUAUAACGAAGCAAUUGGUCAUCCAACAAAUGUUUCUCCAAUAACUUCACCACAUUCGAAUAAUACUUCUCCUCCUAAUAUCGAUUUGAAAUCAAUGGUUGAACUCGAACCAAAAACAAUUCAGGGAAGGAAAGUAUAUAGCACUUCUUGGAGUGAACCACCACAACAUGCUGCUGGAUCAUCUCCAAACAUAAUGUAUCACGAUGUUUUUGUUCGAAAGUUGGAUCAGGACGCUAUUCAAAGGUCGACACCUAAUCUCUCCAGACAAACAUUCGAUUUAUAUAAUCAUAUAGUGAACCAGAAGGAAAUUCCUGGUGAUGCAUCACUAUUAAGAAAGGAAAAGGACUUGUUGGGUGUCAAUAAGGAACUAGAACAAAAGUCACAAUCAAAGAAUGCAAUUCAUCCAGUUGAGGUUCAGAAAGAGGAUUUGGAAAAGAUGGACAAUGAACAGACUCCUCUUGAAAGACCAGAAGAGGAAAUUCUCUACGAUAUUUACAGAACUAAAAACAAGCUGGAAGAUUUGAGAAAGGAGCUGGCAGCAAAACAGUCACGAAAAAGCAAAGUUUGCUGGAAUAUGAGUUUUCUAGGUUUGGAUGUUUUAGAGAUUUUAGUGACAAUUUUGUUGAUCAACUUUUGUGUUGCCUCAUUCUGGAGAGGAACUUGGGUUCUCAUAGAGAGCUAUGUUGUGUUUGGAGGGACAAGUCCUGAGAGGGCAGCCCAAAUUAAUUUAAUAUAUUUAGGAAUAGGUAUUGCAUCAGUCGGUUUCUUCCAAUUAUUGAGUGUGGUUGUGAGCAAUCAUGAUGUUCACACUAUUCUCCAUAAAUACUGGAAGAGUGUCAGGGAAAGUUUCAGAGAUUCCGAUAGACCCUAUCACAAAAUGAGACCAAAGAUAUUUGGAUUUUGCAUUCUUUCAUUCCUGUGGAUUGUUGAGAAGGUUCACGUUUAUAUCGUAGCUGUUGGAUGUGUAUUUUGCUGGAGAGGUGUCUUUGGUAUUUGGGAUUCGUAUAUUGCUCCAUACAUGGAUAAGGAAAAUCAAAUUAUCAGUGGUUGGUUAUCUCAUGGUUUAGGCCUGGUGUUUGUCUUAAUAUUCGGUUGUAUGAAUAGUCUGACAGUUGCCCCAGCCAGAACAACCAAUGAUAGAAUGAUGAGUUUCUCAGGUUUCGUCGGUUCCAAGUGGAAUUUCAUCACCAAUUUCAUUAAGGAACACAAAAAGACCAAUCAAGAACGAAAAAUAUUGAAAGAAUGUGCCAGAAGAGACUCUGUUACCAGUAACUAACAUGGUAAUUAGGAGCUAC
Naegleria gruberi is the source of this 1720-nucleotide messenger RNA. RefSeq lists its product as uncharacterized. The coding region runs from base 1 to 1701 and encodes 566 amino acids. Lineage: Eukaryota; Heterolobosea; Eutetramitea; Acrasida; Naegleriidae. The transcript has a single exon. The record is from RefSeq and is a predicted model, not a curated record.